This is a messenger RNA of Choloepus didactylus (southern two-toed sloth), 1326 nucleotides long. RefSeq names its product apolipoprotein F-like. The transcript is spliced from 2 exons. The record is from RefSeq and is a predicted model, not a curated record. The coding region runs from base 177 to 932 and encodes 251 amino acids. Gene Ontology annotation, biological process: cholesterol metabolic process. Lineage: Eukaryota; Metazoa; Chordata; Mammalia; Pilosa; Megalonychidae.
CCUUGGCUGUUCUGAGAAAGCAUGACUUUUUUUUUGGCUGGGUUAAAGAGACAGUGAUAUCUAGAAAAGAGCCAUUCAGAUCAGGGAAGCACUGAGAGGCAAAGGACAGAUUUGGACCUCCGUGUUCCUCUGGCUUGUUUCUUUCUCAAACAGCAGGCUCUUCUGUGUGUUCUACCAUGACCCCGGUUCUGCUGUUCCUUUGCUGUGUUCUGCUGUCCCCGAUUGCUGCCUUUCCAAGAAAUGCCCAGAAAGGGGACCUGACUUUCCCAUCACCUUUCACAGAGCCUGAGACUCCACCAAACGUGCUCUCCAGCCAGACUCCUCUCCCAUAUCCCAAGUCCUGCCAGGAUCUCUUGCACAAGACCCCCUCUUUAGCCCCUCUGCCCGAGUACCUGUCCAGCUUAGCUCUGAGGGUGGCCCUGGAAGAGGUUGGCUGCCCAACCGAGGCCCACAUUCUGGAGCUUCAGCUCUUUAAGAUGGGAGGAAAAGACACCACUGAAACCUUCAUCCGUGAAAUUCAAAAGCACAAGGCAGCAGAAUGGGACAGUGAUAUUAAAACCAUUCUGAGGGAUAUGGUGGGAUCCCCAGGGGACCUAGGGCGGGUUCGGCGCUCAGCUACCAUUCCUGAGGAAUGUAAGGAAGAAGGAUGGGUGUUCUAUGAGACAGCAAAGCUGCUGAUUGAAUUUGCUGAGAAGUUACCUCCCAGUGAGCUGGUAACAGAGUUCAAGAAUACUGCUGUCAAUGUCACUCAGAAGUGCACGUUAGAGUCUUGGGAACAUGUGCUAGAGGUAGGCGAAAAAUUGAUGACAAGCCCUGAACUUAAGAACUUCUCAAUGCCUAUAGAAGAAGAGAUAAGCUUCGUCGUGCGUUUCAUAAUCAUUAUGAAGCAUGCUAUAUGGAAGAUGAUACAGGGGUACUUAGAGAUUUAUUAGGAUAGAGAUUGCCACCUAGAUAUCACAUUUUCUUUCUCAGAUGUCUCUGGUAGGACAUCUUUCAGGGACUGGGCAGAGUAGUCGGUAGAAAUAUUGGGACAGCUUAGGACCAAUGUGUUAUGCUCUUUAUUAGAUCCCAGUGCCAAAAGACAUGUGACCCGAGUCACCCUUGCUCCUGUCUUAGAUUUCAGUCCCUAUUACUUCUUCCAGUUUCACUUCCUUUCAGUCCUCAAAUAUUGUGCAUUUAUUAUGUACUAGGCAUGAGGGUAUUUGUAAUCUUUCUCCACUCAUCUAUCUUGUAUUUUCUAAUUCUUUAGUGGAUGCUGUAGCUUUCUUAUGUUAAUUUUUAAAGUGAAAAGAGAAAUAAAAAGCUGCUUCUAUAUAUGAAAAGCCA